AUCUAGGGUCUAUGAGGGUCUAGCCGUUUUCCGUUUUUCGUCUCAGGCAUUAGAGACGCGCGAGUGUAAAUUGAAAUUACUUUGAAUUUAUUUUAAAUUAUAAAAAUAAAUUUUUAUUUAAAAUUAUUCCUGAGAUUCUGAAAGUAUACGAUAGUUAGAUAGUUUGAAAAUUAUUUUACUGUUAUAAUAAUAAAUAUACAUCUAUAUAUUUACGGAAAAUGCUUAGGGAAGUCGUUAUAUACAGCAUGAAAAUGAGUCAGCUUCCUAAAAUGGGUGCUAAUAUUUUCCGCAGACUUCAUUCCAGUCACAAGAAACGAGCUAUCGUCCCGCGGUCAAAUAAACUUGGAUCAGCUCGGCACCUUGACGAGCCUCUAGCCAUUCUUUCAGAUCUUGAGAGCCAACAGACGCGCAAUUACAGUUUCAUCCAUGACAGCCACUAUAUGUACACUAAGAAUCAAGAUCAUGGCGCUAAUGCAGAGGAUGUUCUCUUUGAUAUGUUUAAAAAUGAGGAGACCGAUUUGUUGUCUGUUGGAAAAUUUUUGGCUGCGUUACGAAUAACUGGAUUAAGAAAAAAUGAUCCAAGACUCCAAGAGUUGACGGACAAUUUAAAAGCCGAGCAUUUAAAAACUGGUGGAGCUGAAGGUGUGUCUCACGAGACACAGAAACUUAAUCGUGAGCAAUUUAAAAGAAUAGUGACACCAAAUAUUGCAUUAAUUUCACGAGCAUUCAGACACCAGUUUGUGAUCCCCGACUGGGCCGGUUUGACAAAGCAUAUAGAGGACUUCUAUUGGAAGUGCAAGACCAACACCGAGGGGAAAGUAGCUUCUUACAUACCUCAACUAGCUCGGAUGAAUCCAGAAUACUGGGGUGUCUCGGUUUGCACCAUUGACGGUCAGCGAUUCAGCAUCGGGGACACCACUGUACCUUUCACUUUACAAAGUUGUAGUAAACCCCUGACCUAUGCCAUUGCACUGGAGAGUUUGGGUCCUCAAGUAGUCCAUCAGUACGUUGGUCAAGAGCCCUCGGGUAGAAAUUUCAACGAACUUGUUCUCGAUCACAAUAAGAAGCCGCACAACCCGAUGAUAAAUGCCGGUGCUAUUUUAAUCUGCAGUCUUCUGAAAAGUUUAAUAAAACCCGAGAUGACGUUGGCGGAGAAAUUUGACUUCACGAUGAACUGCUUCAAGAAGAUGGCAGGUGGAGAGAACCUGGGGUUCAAUAACGCUGUUUUUCUGUCCGAGCGCGAGGCCGCUGAUAGAAAUUACGCGCUUGGAUUUUACAUGCGGGAGCACAAUUGCUACCCGGACAAGAGCAACCUCAGGGACAUCAUGGACUUUUACUUCCAAUGCUGCGCUAUGGAGUCGAACUGCGACGCGAUGUCCGUGAUGGCUGCCACCCUCGCCAACGGAGGGAUCUGCCCCAUCACCGAGGAGAAGGUCCUCAAACCUGAAAGUGUUCGCGAUGUUCUUAGUCUGAUGCACAGUUGCGGAAUGUAUGACUACAGUGGGCAGUUUGCUUUCAGAGUAGGUAUACCUGCUAAGUCAGGAGUAUCUGGCAGCCUGCUAGUAGUUAUUCCCAACGUAAUGGGGAUCUGCACUUGGUCGCCGCCUCUAGACUCACUUGGAAACUCUUGCAGAGGAGUCCAGUUCUGCGAGGAACUUGUAAACGAAUUUAAUUUCCACAGAUACGAUAAUCUCAAGCAUGCCACCAACAAAAAAGACCCCAGGAGGCACAAGUACGAGACCAAAGGCCUGUCGAUAGUUAAUCUGCUGUUCAGCGCAGCCAAUGGAGACGUCACUGCCAUGCGGAGGCAUCGUCUAAGCGGGAUGGAUAUGACACUAUCAGAUUAUGAUGGACGUACAGCUUUACAUUUGGCGGCGAGCGAAGGCCAUCUUGACUGCGUUGAGUUUCUCAUCGAGCAGUGCGGAGUCCCUCACGAUCCCAAGGACAGAUGGGGCAACCGGCCAGUAGAUGAAGCUGAGACCUUCGGUCACACCCAGGUCGUCGAGUACCUGAAAAACUACGCCGUUAUUUCUAAGUCAGAGCAACCGCCAGAAGAUUCUGAAAACAACAACAACAACAAUAAUAAUAAUGAUAAUAAUAAUAGUUCUAACAAUAAUAACAAUAGUACUAAUCCAACGGAGACUGAUAAUGCCAAUGGGAAAUCACCACUUCCUUAAUUUAUGUUGUAUUAAAUUAAUUUUAAACUAAUUGAAAAUGAGACUGUACGUUAAAGCCUUAGACUUAGUCAAUGGAACAUGUCAAUACGCUAUAUAGAUUCUUACUAAAUCUGUGAUUUAUUUAAGCUUCCUUAUAUUUUAUUAUUAAUUUUACUUUAUUUUCUUUUAUUUUAUUGUCUAUUACUAUUAUUGGUUUUUUUUUGUAUUUAAAAGUAAUUUUUAACAGUUGGAAUAGAAUUGUAAAUUUUAUUUUUUUGGCUUUAAGUUUUUUAGAAAAAAAAUUUUUAUUUUAUUUUUGACAUUCUGUAAAUAUUUAGAAAAUUUUUUUGAACAUUGCGACUGGAUUCAAACUUUGAAUUAUAAGAAAAUUUGAGAAUUUGAAUUUCGUAUUUAGUUUAAAAUAUUAAAUUUUUGAGCAAAAUUUUGAAAAUAAUCAAAAAUCUACAAAUAAUUUAAAAAUUAUACCAAGUAAAAUUUUUAUUAAAAAAUUCAUUAAUUUUUAUUUAUUGUCACAAUUAAAAAUUUUAAAUUUAUCUAAAAAAAACUGUCAAAAAAAUAAAAAUUAUAAUUACUAUUGUUAUUAAUUAUCGUCCAAAGAAUUACUUAAAAAAUUAAUUAGAAAAAUGACAUAUCUUUUGAAGUAUUAUUUACUAAUUAAAAAUAUUAAGCCAGUUAGAAUGCAAUUAAAUGAUGUCUGGAAUGUAAAACAUUCGUUGGUUACAAAGUACCCAGAAAAAAAAUGAAAAAUAAUAAUAAUAAUAAAAUAUAUAAGAAUGCUAUUGCAUUAUCAGUUGAAAUGUACAAAAUGCCCGCAGUUACGCGGAUGAUUGAUAAGCAGUAACUAGAGUUUUAUGAUGAUAAAGAUAUUAAUUAAAAAAGACAAUAAUUAUUAUAUAUAUAUAUUGCCAUGAAAGAGGAGAAUAAUGCAGGCAUUACCUGAGAUUCCAUCCAUCUCUAAAUAGAAUUGUCGAUAUUACAUAAAUAUAAAUAUUGUGAGUUGCCAUUGCGUGUUAAUUUUCUUAUCAAUUGAAUUCCCACUCAAGCUUCAGCUGUUGACGAUUUAUCACUGGAAUACCCAUAGAUUGAUUGCGAUUAAGUAAUCAAUUUAAUCGUUAGUAACCAAUGACCCCGCUUUAGUUUUUAUUAUGCAUAUGUCAAGUCCAAUAGCAAUUAUCGCACGCGAUUUAUCUUUUCAGUGAUGCAUAAAUAUCCUAGAAAAGUUAACUCUUCUUUUUCAUUUUUAUUUUAUUUUAUCUUUUUAUUUGUAAGUUGUAAUUAGUAUCUUGUGCUUUGAUUACCUAAUGUUACAUACACUUGAUAAAUUUAAGUACUUAAGACCGUUAGCAGUUAAAAUAUAAAUAUUAUUAAAUUAUUGUCAAUGUAUUCAAUGCUCGUUUUAACGACAAGUAUUUUUUAAAAAUCCUAAAUCAAAAUACAAGACAAUAAAGUUAAAUAAAAAUU
Messenger RNA from Microplitis demolitor, 3638 nucleotides. It is a transcript of the gene GLS, whose product is annotated as glutaminase kidney isoform, mitochondrial. The transcript has 10 exons. NCBI's taxonomy places the organism in Eukaryota, Metazoa, Arthropoda, Insecta, Hymenoptera, Braconidae. Gene Ontology annotation, biological process: L-glutamine catabolic process. Bases 219 to 2177 code for a protein of 652 amino acids. Gene Ontology annotation, molecular function: glutaminase activity; protein binding. The record is from RefSeq and is a predicted model, not a curated record.